Myxocyprinus asiaticus (Chinese sucker) is the source of this 2555-nucleotide messenger RNA. RefSeq names its product plasminogen activator inhibitor 1 RNA-binding protein-like. Bases 122 to 1366 code for a protein of 414 amino acids. Lineage: Eukaryota; Metazoa; Chordata; Actinopteri; Cypriniformes; Catostomidae. The transcript has 9 exons. The record is from RefSeq and is a predicted model, not a curated record. Gene Ontology annotation, cellular component: cytoplasm; nucleus. Gene Ontology annotation, molecular function: mRNA 3'-UTR binding.
AUAUUGAGAGCGCCGGAAGAGAAGCAGGUGUCUUCCUUGGCCAUCUUGUGGUUGUCCACCGUUAGCAGUUCGCUCAAAGCCUCUAAGAAUCGGAGGAGAAUCCCGCUGUUGGGGCGCCAUCAUGCCCGGGCAUCUGCAAGAAGGCUUCGGCUGCGUCGUUACCAAUCGGUUCGACCAGCUAUUGGACGACGAGUCCGACCCGUUCGAGAUAUUAAAAGCGGCCGAGAUCAAGAAGAAAGAGGCGGCCGCGUCGGGCGGCUCGAAGACGGCAGCUCAAGCCGCCAAACAGCCGAAGAAAGAGUCGCAGAAAGACAGGAAAAAUACAACUCAGGACAAGAAAGAAGAAGUCCAGGCACCAGUUCCUCUGAAGAAAGAGGGGAUGAGGAGGGUUGGACGGAGGCCGGAGCAGCAAGGUCAGGUUGGUUCUCAACACCAAGGAGGUCAAGGAGAGGGACGCCCCGCCGACAGGAGGCCGGAGAGACGACCUCCUCGUGAGCGGCGCUUUGACAAACCAGCUGAUGACAAGCCAGAGGGGGGCGAUUUCAAUGCGGACAAGCUGGCUGGAGACAAGCCAUCUAGAGGGCGUGGUGUAGGCCGUGGGGGUAGAGGCGGACGUGGACGAGGCAUGGGACGUGGAGAUGGCUUUGAUUCCCGGGGGAAACGUGACUUCGACAGACACAGCGGCAUUGACAAAUCUCGACAGAAAGGAGAUGAAAAGCGAGGCGGCAGUGGCUUGAACAACUGGGGCAAUGUGAAGGAAGAAACCAGUGAGCUUGAUCAGUCAGCUGCACCUGAACCCGUUCCUGAAGGUGAGGAGAACGCCCCUGCCGACUCUGAAAACAAGGAGAAUGAAGUGGAGGAGGUAAAGGAGGAAGGCCCGAAGGAGAUGACACUGGACGAGUGGAAGGCCAUGCAGGACAAAGAACGCGCCAAAGUUGAAUUCAACAUCCGCAAGCCCAACGAGGGGAAUGACGGUCAGUGGAAAAAGGGCUACGUACUGCACAAGUCAAAGAGCGAGGAAGUCGGCACGCGGCACGCUGGAGCUGUGAUUGAAGCUGGAGAUAUUGAUCCCGACUCAUUCCACAAGGCUGAAGAAGGUACCGGAGAUCACCACUUCCGUAAACCAGCCAAUGACAUCACCUCCCAGCUGGAGAUUAACUUCGGAGACUUGGGUCGACCAGGACGUGGCCGCGGGGGCUCUCGUGGAGGCCGUGGUGGUCGUGGUGGUGGUGGUGGUGGUGGUGGUGGUGGUGGCGGCAGCGGCGGCGGCGGACGGCCAAGUCGAGGUGGAGGCAGAUCUGAGAAGGGUGGAGGAGUUUCUGUCCCUAAUGUGGAUGAUCCUGAGGCUUUUCCAGCACUGGCCUAAACCUCCUAACCUUCCUCCGGGCCCCCUCCUCUUUGACGCUUGCAUGCUUAUGGAUUCUUCUAACAUAAAAACCAGAAAAGAGAAAAAAAUAAAUCAAACAUGAGACUGUCAUCCGUACAUACACUGAGAACUGACUUUUACCUGCGGAAAAAGACACAAAUGGACUUCUUGUUACACUGAAGCAAAUUGGUAGAGGUUUUGUAUUUAGAGACAUGAUAGCAGGGAUGUUCAUACAGUAUUUUUUCCCCUUUCUUUUCUCCAGAGAUUAUGCAUUCGCCAUAAAUAUUUUUUUAUUGCUGCUUGAAUGUAUGCGUUUUCAAAAUAGAAUUUGAAGUGUGUUGUGAACACUUACGUUUCCCUCGAGUACUCUUCUAUAAAUGGCUCUACCAAAAGCAGAAUGAUGGGGUUUUUCCAAGUGAGAUACAACAUGACUUCAAGUGGUUAUUUUACUAUUAAUAUAUACAUGAGUAAUGUAUAUGGACUGUUUUAAAUGUUUUGAAAGAAAGCUCUAAGUUACCCUUUGGAUUAUUGUUGUUUUCUUGGCUGGUAGCAAGAAGUGAAUGCCUCAUCUUUAUUUUGCUUUGUAUGAUGUUUUUUUUUUUUUGGUCAUCCUCUGGUGCACCAGUAAAAUUAGUAUACAUGUCUUUCUUCCUCAUCUUGUUGAAGCACCCGGGGCUCAAUGUAGAUCCAAGCUGGUCCCUUGCUCGCUUAGAAACCUUUGUACCACUUUCUGAAGUGUGCGUGUGUAUGUGUGAGUGAGAGAGAAACUGUUUUAAAUACUUAUCUGCCAUAAAUUUAUUUUUCCUGAGCUUACAUUGUAAGUUUCAGCAAGUCGUGUUUUAUCGACUUUUUAGUGAGUUUUCUGUAGUGUUAGUUGUCGACAUAUCUUGCACUUAGAUUUAUGGUGACGUUUGAAUAAUAGCUAAUAAGCACAUGGUCUAUUGGCAUCAGUACCAUUUUAUUUUUAUUUCUCCUGUGAUCUUUGCUGUGAAUUUUAUUUUUAAUUAUUACUACAACAGCACUACUGCUUGCAUUUUCUGAUAAAUGUAAAUCGGAGUGGGACAACAGUGUGCUGUAAAAGAACGUUUGGAUCCAGCUUCUUAUCUAUGUGAAUUAGCAAGACCUCCAAGUGUGAUGGCUGAUGUACUGUGUAUUCAUAGGAGGGACAAUAAAGUGGAAGACGACAGUA